GCGCAAAGGAGGAAUAUUAAUUGGAGUGCUCCGGCCGCCGCCUGUAGGCGCACCAGCUGAAGUCGGCGCGGUUUUCAGGAGACAAAGUUUCGACCAGAAUCAUUGUAUCUGCUGUCGGUUAAGGAUGGCUAGCGUAUAAGCAUGUAACUAAUACCUUUGUCCCCUACAUUCAACAUCAACCCAAAAAUUUUACAUGUAGACAAUGGGCCUAAUAAAUCCUGAAAUCAGACAAUCAUUCUUAAUACAGUUUAAAACAUUUUAUCCUAAAACAUCAUUAAUCCAUAAAAUAGAGUUCAAUAUUAUCCAUGACAAUAAUCUCUAACUUUGAUACAUUUACUAAGCUAUAAGUAACUAACAUAAUCUUGUUAACAAGGGGGGAAGUGAAAGAAUGAAGGUAAAAUUAAGGGAAUGAAGUUAGGUUUUGGUUUGGGUUUGGGUGGCCACUCAAUUACAUUUCUAUAUAUUUUUUAGUUACCCUCACCAUCAUUCACAUGUUACAAUUUGAUUCCUAAAUUUUAUAUAUGUGCAGAAAUACUUUUUGUGUGGCGUGUAUGAAUCUGAGUAUGGGUAUGGAGCAGGAGAGAGGUUAAAAUUAUGUACACCCCCCUAAUACCCAUCAAAUUUUAUGAGAGUUUUACCCAUACUUGUCCCAACUAAUUAGUCAGCUAUUUGAUUGCUGCGGAAGAAUCGGGUAAUCGUAAUCGUGAGUUUGAUUGACAUCUCUAACUACAAUUAGUCAACUAUAUAUAUGAUUGUACUGCUACAAAUCAAAUCUGCAUAUUGCUACAAUUUCAAUUUCAACGAGUAACGACUACAACUCUAUUACGGACUACUACAACUCAUGAUCAGUGUGGUUCUAAGAUAUAACCGAUCCCAAACAUUUUUAAUUGCAGUGUGCGAGUGUUAAACAUUAAGUAAUUAAAUUGAAGAUCUUUUUAAUUAAAUAAAAUUAGAGAUCUGCCAGUGUUCCCACUUUCCAGCAAGCAAUGGCACUUGCACGUGUCGCAAAAAAUUAUCUGUUCUUCAAAAUGCAGAGAAUGAAGGCGAUAGAGCUAGGGGCAGACAAGUUUACCAUUUUCAGCCAUGAAUGUGCAUAUAUAUAGCCGUCGAAGGUAUUAUAUAAAUACGAGGUUCGUGUUCCAUGAGACGGUGUCAGUAAUGGCGGGGGAACCCUUCUUCCACCUCUUUUAAUUUCUUUGUUGUGUCCCUAGCUUGUCGAGUUUUUGCCCCAGAUUCAUUGCAAGACAUUCAUCAUUGUCUGCAGAGAGGUUGUUGUUGUGAUGUUUGUUCCCAUAAUUGACUAAACUACAUAUUCCAUUUCCAUCCAUAUAAAAAUGAGAGGAGAAAAAAAAAACUACCCAUUGCUGAAUGCUGAUUCCUCCCCCCUAUUGGAAGCUUCAUCGAAUUUAGAAUUGUGAAAAUUACUAGUGAGUGAAAUUUCCUGUCUUUUGUUUUAAAGUAAUACUCUAUGUUAUGGAUUUUCUUUUUACAGUAUAGGGAGAUCGAAGUUCGCUUCUUUUUACAGUAGAGAAAGAUAGAUUUUGGUUUGAUUGUUUAUAGAUUUUAUUUUUAGAAUAUGAUUGUUAUAGAUACAAUUUGAGUUUUUUUACACCAUUUUGUCGAUUCAAUACUACCUUCCAUUACGUAAGACUUUCAUAAUGAAUUUUUACAACUGUUACGUAAAAUUAACAUCUAUUACGUAAAUUUUAGGUAACAAAGUUAUUUCUUACGUAACAGUUAAAUCGUAAGCGUUACGUAAGGGUUUCGUAAUAAUUUAGCUCUUUACGUAACACGAGGUUAAUACUCGUUACGUAAAGCUUAUCAACAUUAAGAUCCAUCAGGAAAUUCGGUUUGGAGGAGCAAAAAUUGCAGAAGUGGUUUCGGGGGAUCAGUCUGGGCUAAUAUCUCGAAGGAGUAUGGUGACUUUUGGAAAGCAGGGUACGUUGACCCGGGAGAGGGGGGGUGGGCUUGGGUCUCCUUCUGGAACGACUGUUGGAUACCAAACACGAUUCUUGCCGAGUCUUUUUCGCGGGUUGCUGCCGCUACUGCCUCGCCUGAUGCUUAGAUCUCCGAUGUGGUCAUUCGUUCAGGUGAGAGAUCGGAUUGGAAUCUUAAUUUGAAAUUUCAAUUGAGAGGGGGUGCAGAGAGGGAAAGGCUGAAUUUAUUUAACUUAUUAAGCAAUAUCGAUUACCGUUGUUUGUCAUGUGGUCCAAGCCGUUUGGUUUGGCCUCAUGAAUCGGAUUCUGUGUUUUCUGUUCGAUCUAUGUACAGGUUCUUGUCGGAUGAGAGGCUCUCGGGGGUUGCUGAUUUUCCUAGUAAAUCAGUGUGGAGGAAGUUCAUCCCAUCUAAGGUGAAUGCAUUUAUGUGGGAGGUAGUUCACAAAAGAAUUUUGACGCUGGACAAGUUGCAGAGAAGAGGAGUGCUUUUAGCAAACAGAUGUAGUCUUUGCACCAAAGAUGAGGAGAACGUCGAUCACCUUUUUAUCAAAUGCGAGUUCGUGAAAGAGAUUUGGGGAGAAGCCGGGAAAAUCUUCCCUUACCUGAUCCCGCCGCAAGGAGAUAUAUUGUCCACCAUUCGUAGCUGGAGUUGUGAGAGCCCGGACAACAUUAGUGAUUGGAUCGGGUUUUGUGCACUUCAUGCGAUAUGUUGGUAGGUUUGGUUAGAAAGGAACAACCGCACCUUUAAUGACAUCAGUUGCAGUGCGAGAGUUGUGUUCAUCAAGGCACUCAAAGCUUCGGUCGAGUGGCUGGCUGCGCAUAAGUAGAUCUGCAGAGACCAAUGUCUUGGCUGGUUGAGGUCGCAACUUACUAAUCAGAUGUAGAGUGGUCGGCCCUGGACGCGGUCCUUGGGGUAGGAGUGGUUCGGCGAUGGUAGGGGUGGUUGCGGGAUGAGCAGUGUCUGUUUGCUGCUUCUUUUGCUGAGUUGUUGGGGGUUUGUGUGCUCCUGUUCGAUCUCGUUCUUUGGGUUGGGGGACCACUUUUGGGGAUGCAGGGGCCUUCUGGUGGGCUUAGCUUCCGGUUUGUUCCUUUACAUUUUUUCUUUCUCCCUUUCAUUAGCUUUGGCCGAGAGCACUUUUCGUGCAGAGGUCUUUUUUUGUUUUUGUUUUUGCUUUCUAGCUAUUUUCUGGGUUGUUCCUUCCUUCGGGGGAAGUCUGGUGUAUGUAGAACUGGUUUUGGUUUUUAUUUAAUUUUAAUCACCCUCAUAAAAUAAAUACUCAUUACGUAAAGGGACCUUCCAUUACGUAAGACUUACAUAAGGACCUUUUACCACUGCUACGUAAAAUACACAUCCAUUACAUAAAGGUUACGGAAUGAU
Messenger RNA from Linum trigynum, 3315 nucleotides. NCBI's taxonomy places the organism in Eukaryota, Viridiplantae, Streptophyta, Magnoliopsida, Malpighiales, Linaceae. The record is from the annotation of a GenBank genome assembly.